Messenger RNA from Mesorhabditis spiculigera, 1401 nucleotides. The record is from the annotation of a GenBank genome assembly. NCBI's taxonomy places the organism in Eukaryota, Metazoa, Nematoda, Chromadorea, Rhabditida, Rhabditidae.
AUGCGCAAGAACGGAUUCUUUUACAUGGGAAAUCAGCAUAAUCAGGUGAACUUCGCGAAAGAGCUGGAGGCGCUGAGAAAAGACUCUUGGGCCAGCACCAGCAGCAACAAGUCGAAACGCUCGAUUACUAUCGACGACAGGAGUGACGCGAUGCGGAAAGCGAGCACCAUGUCCGAGUGUUAUUACGACUACCACUCCGCGGCCCAACAUACUGACGCCACACCCCACAUCAACAUUGGGCGCGAGUUCCAGGCCCGCGUCAAAAAGUGGGCCGACCGGGAGAUCACCGACGAGGAGAGGGAGGCCAUCGAGGAACGCGAUGAGAUGGUUUUCGAUUCGACGCUCAUCGACCACCUAUCUCCGGAGCAAUUAAACGCCUAUGAGCUGCUCUCCUGCAGUCAAGCCGUCCCGAGGCCCGGUAGGAAUAAGGAAUUGGCCCUGCAACUUCUUAUGGAAAACAAAGGCAAUCUCGAGGCGGCCGUGAUGGAUUUGUUACGCUCGGACACGCUGGACUGGGAGCAGUACCGCAGCAUCUACGACUCGUACUACCCGGAUACGACGCCGUGGAGUGCGGAGGAAAUUCUCUCGUUCCAAGAUGCGCUCUAUAAGACGGAAAAAGAUUUCCACCAAGUGGCGCAGGAGCUCACCAACAAAACGGUCCGCGAAUGCGUCGAAUUCUAUUACACCUGGAAAAAAGCGUGCCCCGACGACUACCGGAAACUACGGAAUUUGCGUAGAAAACGCCAGCUCUUGGAGAUUCAUCAGCAGAUGGAAACCGAGCGGGACCCGUGCCCGAUACCGGCAAAACAGAGGAAGCUUUCGGAAGACGAUACUGAGGGUGGAUCGGAGUGUGAUACUGACGCUACAUCACCCGGGUCAUAUUCGGCCAUUCAUGCUUCUUUGGAACCAAGAUCGAGGCAAAAUUCCUUCAUGCAACAAUCCCCAAGCAGCUCGAUGACGCCGAUCCGGAAAACGUCCGAUCUGGCGGCUCCGCAUGUUCCGAUGCAACAAAUGCACAGCCCCUCGAUUCCCCAUCAUCACCACCCGGGUUCCAGCAAGCAGCCGAACACGCAACCCUCAGCCCGGCACGGUUCCGUGUCGUCCGGCUCGAAGAAGGGCGCCCAACCCUCGGCCGACGGCUUCUUCCACUGCCGGCUGUGUGACAAGUGCUUCGAGAAGGUAAAAUCGUUGAACGCCCACAUGAAGAGCCACGCGAUGAAGGCGAGGGCAGAAGCCGAGGCUCAGGCCCAAGUACAGGCACAGGCCGCCAGCAGCCCGCUGAAUUUGAAUGCGAUCGCCGCCCAGAAUCUGGCGACACAGGCGAUCGAGCAGCAGCUCGGCUUCAACCCUGCGGCUUUUCAGCCCGGCGCCCUGAAUUUGCCCUUCUCGUCGAUUAUCCAU